AUAAUUGUUAUAGAUUUGGAAGGGACUCUGUAUCAUUAACACUUUCAUGUUUUUUUUUUUUAGGCUCUGAAUGUGGAGGUGUAAACAGUGUUCUGAAAGUAAAUCUACAAGGUACCAAUUACUAAAACACUAUAAAUUGAACUAUGGCCAUUAUGGCCAGGGACACUCCAGAUAUCCAUGCACAUACUAUGAAUGCCCAUGCUCAUUCAAAACUUGGAAUGCACUUAAAACUCAUUUGAGUCAAAGUCAUGUUAAUGUUUUACCUUUAAGGACUACAGCAGAACAAGAAAUAUUGACAUGCCUUUUGUGUCCAGGAAGUGAAAUAGCAUCUAGUAGAGAGUACUUUGCUCAUGUUAACAACCAUCUGAGGAGUUAUGAAACAGUAACGUGUAUGUUUGUAAAUUGUUCUUUUCAAACCAAUAUAUAUGCUACUUUCAAAUCCCAUAAGAAUAGGAAGCAUGCACAUUGCACUAUAAAAGACUUUAAAGUUGAACUAUUGAAAGGAUGUGAUACAAAUGGUGAGCGUCAACUAUCUGAAGAGCAUUCAACUGCUGAAAUUGCUUCUGAUUUAGAUUGUGACGAUUUGAUUGAAGCGGAGGCAGAAAACGAGAACUUGCAAGGUACAAUAAUUAAAAAAUUGGCAUCAGUCCUUCUGAAAUUAGAGACUUUGUCACAUGUUCCAAGCUCUGUAAUUGAUCAGUUACUCGAAGAGUUGCAUUUCAUUUUUACUUCUGCUGCAGUCCCUGUAUCACACAGUACAGCUUUUGACAUUUUCAAUAAGCAUAACCUUCAAGUUAAUCAGUCAGUAAUUAAUGAACUCAUCUUAGCCAUUUCUGCCAAUAAUCCUUUGGCAAUAGCUAUAGCUAAGGGUGGUCCAUUAGCCUCAGCCUUCAAACGUAAACAUUAUUAUAAGGAAAACUUUAAGGUUGUGGAACCUGUUGAGUAUGUACUAGAGGCAAGGUCCAACAAAACCUUUCAGUACGUUCCCUUACUGAAUUCUCUACAGCAGCUACUUGAACGUAAAGAUAUAGUUGAUAAGCUUCUUGAUAAUCACGCAGCUUCUUCUGCAAAUGUAGACCAGUAUGCUUCUUUUCAGGAUGGUGAGUACCACAAAAACAACCCUUUCUUUUCAAAUGAAGAUUUAAGGAUUUCCUUAUGUUUGUACAUUGAUGACUUUGAAGUUUGCAAUCCGCUGGGGACUUCAUGCAAAAAACACAAACUGUGUGCAGUCUACUGGAUUUUAGGUAACUUGCCUCCUGGUAGCAGCUCAGUCCUGUCCUCAAUCUACUUAGCAUUGCUAUGCAAAAGUGAUCAUGUUAAAACUUAUGGCUACAAAAAAUAUUUGAGCCUCUAUUGCAUGAUAUAGUGACUUUGGAGCAGCAAGGGCUGUUUGUUACACAACUUGGGUCAUUUAUCAAGGGCACAGUACAAUGCGUUGUUGCGGAUAAUCUGGGGGCUCUUGGGCUACCUGGAUUUGUAGAGAGUUUUUCUGGAAAAUAUUUCUGUCGCUUUUGUACAGCUCAGCAUUGUGAAAUUCAGGGAACAGAGGUGAAAUCAGGAGUAUUUGAGCGUAGAACCAAGGACGUUCAUCAGCUUCACGUAAAGACAGCUCAAGAAAAAGGGGAAAGCUGCUUUGGUGUAAAAACUUCUUGUGUUUUAACUGACAGUCUGUCUCACUUUAAUGUGACAAGUGGUUACCCCCCAGAUAUUGUCCAUGAUUUGUUUGAGGGCAUAGUUCCUGUAGAACUAGCACGAUGCAUUAAUGUGCUUUUAUCUAAGAAGUUAUUCACUCUUGAACACCUUAAUAAUCUUAUUCAUUCUUUUCCAUACAAAGAGGGGGAUAAAACAAACCGGCCUCAUUUGCUACCUCAAACUUUUCAAAAGAAACGCACAGUGGGUGGCAAUGCCCACGAAAACUGGUGUCUUCUUCGAUUACUUCCUUUUAUCAUUGGUAAACUUGUUCCCAGUGAUGAACCUGCUUGGCAGGUGAUUUUGGAUUUAAAGGAUAUUGCUGAAUUGGUUGUUGCCCCUGUUCAUUGUCUAGAAUGGAUUGCAUAUUUGGAGUGCAAAAUCUCAGAGCAUCGAGAACGUUAUCAGGACCUCUUUCCUGAUCAGAAGUUGUUGCCAAAACAUCAUUUUCUGGAACACUAUCCAGAAAUUAUUAAAUGUUUUGGUCCCCUUGUGUCAUUAUGGACUAUGCGGUUUGAGGCCAAACACAGCUUUUUCAAGCAAGUUGUAAGGCAUACAAAUAACUUCAGGAACAUAACUUUGUCUUUAGCUACAAAGCAUCAGUUUAUGGUUUCCUAUAACAUGCUAUGUCCUGACAACGAAAAGCCUUCCUUGGAUGUUGCGCGAGUUUCAAAAGUCCCCAUUGAUGUCCUUAAUGAGGAUGUUUUGAACACAAUUACCCAGACAUACCCUGACAUCACUGAUGUUAACCUUGCCCAAAGUGUCACUGUUAAUGGCAUAAACUACAAAAAGGGUAUGAUAGUUGUGCAUGGAUCAUGUGGGGGUCUACCAGAAUUCUCUGAAAUAUGAUUUGAUUUUCAUUGUCAAAAAACUCAUCUCAUGGUACAGAGAGCACUAUCGAGCUUAUGAGUUACAUCCAACAAGAGAGCUUGCAGCUGUUGGUUUGAAGGAGCUUGCUGACCAGUAUCCUUUGGCUGACUACAAAGUUGGAUCCCUACGAAUGGUGACUUUAAAAGAUUUGUACACAUGACAGAAUGAAUACAAGAUGUCUGCAACUCUGAGAGUCAUAUUGGGAGUAGACGACGCACCAAAAUUAAUCCUGCCCAAUGGAAUACCCGAUCCAUAGAGGACCUUAAAGGAGAGAUUCGAAGACACUUCGGCCUGUCUGGAAAUUUCAGGCUGCAGUAUAGAGACGUUGAUUUCGACAAUGAGUUUGUGAACUUAACGGCAACUUCAGAAAUCAAAGACAAGAGCACAGUUAACGUUAUUAACUUGUCAGAUGAGACAGUCACACUCACAUUCACUACUAUUCCGCAAGGGGAAGAUGAUCUUUUGCUGUCCUCAUCAUCAGACACAGACAUACUUUCUCCGCUGAAUCUACAUCUUCGGGUACUUCCCUUAGAUCACAGCCAUGGCCCACAAACUUUGAAAUACCUCAGUUCAGUUAUGAGGUACAGAUUCAGUUAGAAAAGGCAAAUCAAGCCUUCUGCAGCAGUGGAACUCUUCUAAAAACAAGUAACAAACUUAGGUCCGAUAUACUAGAUGGUUUGGCAUCAGAAAUCAUCAAAUACAAAGUUUAUCCUUCUAGUACAGAGCUUGAUGAUGUGGCUCAGGCUCUGAUAACAAAGUAUCCCUUUUUAAAGGAGAAAGGAUCUGUCACUGGCUUUUAUGGAUGGAAAAUUAGUCUAAAGUACAAAAUGGCAAACUACCGCACCAGACUAAGGAGCAUUGGCUGCCCCGAGUUGAGCAUCAAUGCUGUAAAAGAAAAGCGAGUUGCCUUGAGUCAUGGACCUAACCAGGUAAAGAAGCCAAGGAAAACAGAAGUCAACUAUUGUCCUGAUUACCCUGCAGGCGAAACUAAAGAGAGCCUUGAGGAAGAAAGAAAAGCACUUACAUUGGAGGUGAAAAAGAAGAACAACCAACAGCUAAUCAAAAGUAAAAUGGAAAGAACCUUUGCCUAUAGAAGACAGGAAGUCGUUAAAGAUAUGCCCUUCAUAGCGGAGUUCAAAAACAGAUGGCCAGCCCUGUUUUCUGAGAGCCAGGUAAAGUAUUAUUCAUCAUCUGUAU
Messenger RNA from Misgurnus anguillicaudatus (oriental weatherfish), 3756 nucleotides. The record is from RefSeq and is a predicted model, not a curated record. NCBI's taxonomy places the organism in Eukaryota, Metazoa, Chordata, Actinopteri, Cypriniformes, Cobitidae.